CCGACGCGGUCCCUCCGCGGAGCCCGUGUACCGACCUGCGGGUUCUUCCUUCGUUGCCGGCCCAGGUUAGCGCUAAGCCCUAGCUCACGACAGCCCUUUAAAAGAUGAAAAAGCCGAAGACUGUGUGGACGAUAAAAAUGUUGCAAUUCAUAUUCUGCCAUAGCCUUGGAUAUGAACUGAGGAUGGCUGUUCUUCUGAAGAGGUUGACGCUACAAACCUCAAUUGGAACAUGUUUCAGCAAACACAUUGUGAAGCCAGACCCAGCACAGCUGUCCCUGACUGCCUCCACCCCGAAGCUCUUGUACCUCAUUUUGGCCAAAGGUUUCAGUACUGAUGGAAACACCCCUGGUGAGAAGAAACAGAAAAGGAAAGAUGCUUUUACUAAUACUGGAAGGAAAAUUAGUGAGCGGAUUAUCCGUGUCCUGGAUGAGAAAGGCACUGACCUGGGAAUGAUGCACCGAGCGGAUGUGAUCAGACUCAUGGACAAGCUGGACUUGAGGUUGGUGCAGAGGAAUGCCAGCUCAGAGCCACCCGAGUACCAGCUCAUGACCGGAGAGCAGAUCCACCAGGAGCGGCUAAGGAUCCGGGAACAGGAAAAGACCAACCCCAAAACUGGACCAGCUGCGACAAAGGAACUCAUUUUUUCUUCAAAUAUUGGACAGCAUGAUUUGGACACAAAGAGUAAACAGAUUCAUCAGUGGAUUGAGAAAAAGUACCUCGUUCAAGUCACAAUAAAGAAGGCAAAAAAUGCUGAGCAGCCAAGGAAUGAGAUGGAUGAGAUAUUUAACCAGAUUCUCCAGACUAUGACUGCGAUAGCGACCUUCUCAAGCAGACCGAAAGCCAUUAGAGGAGGAACCGCCUCCAUGUGUGUUUUUCGUCCCUUGAGCAAGAAAGAAAUGAAGGCGUACAGACACACUCAGGAGACUGAGGGAACAGACACUUUGAACAAAGAUGACAGAAACAAGGAGUCAGAUGUGCUGUGUCAGGGACUUUAAUAAAAAAAUGCAGGCUUGUGAAGAAGCUCCUGCUGGCUGCCCUGGAGACCCUCUCGCAGCCAGUGGUACCUAGUGGAGGGUAAAUGAUGUAUCUGGCACCAGCAUCUUGCCUUCUGGGCUGCUGCUGAAGUCUGCAUUUUUAGACAUGGGGGAGUCUGCCUCUUGUUUCCUUUUAGGAGGGAAGUACCCACUGAGGCGAGAGGCCAAGCUCCGUCUUUCCUGAGGCCGCUUUACCUUUGGGAGUAAGGAUAACAGACAACUGAAUUCCCCGUCAGUUACUUGUGUCACAAUAACCAUCCUGGAUGGAUGGACCGACUCACACCUUUCAACAGGCAGACAUACACAUGUGGUAGGGAUGGGAGGACAUACGGCAAGCAGACAUCACAGCUGAGGGCUGGGCCCAGCAGCUCCACUUACUUUGAGCUUCACCCUCUUCCUGUCAGGAUCGUGCACAACGCUAUGCCUCAUGAGGCUUUGCUGCAGUGCAGGAAAAAGAAGGCUGCUUUAGAAACCCUUGGUCCAGGGCUGGAGAGAUUGCUCAGUGGUUAGAGCACAUGCCACUCUUGCAGGGGACCCAGGUUCAGUUCCCAGAAACCACGUGGCAGCUCACAACCACCUGUAUGUCGGUUCCAGUCAUUAGCUUUUUAAAAAAUUAAAAACUCUUGGUGUCUACUGAUAUUAAAAUGUCAUGAGAUGGUGGUACAAUAAACUACCAACUGCC
This is a messenger RNA of Cricetulus griseus (Chinese hamster), 1716 nucleotides long. The record is from RefSeq and is a predicted model, not a curated record. NCBI's taxonomy places the organism in Eukaryota, Metazoa, Chordata, Mammalia, Rodentia, Cricetidae.